Molecule: messenger RNA, 944 nt
Organism: Phalacrocorax carbo (great cormorant)
Lineage: Eukaryota; Metazoa; Chordata; Aves; Suliformes; Phalacrocoracidae
Source: RefSeq, a predicted model, not a curated record
GUCCGGCGGCCGCGCCGAGCCGGGUGCCGGGGCAGCGGCCGCGGGGGCUCCUUCUGCAGGCACCGGGGGCAAACGGAGGGAGCUGGCGUGGCGGCGACGGGGUGCGAGGCUGCAAACUGCCCCAGAAGUUUUGCUGGCAGAGACGUUCUCCCCGUUGGCAAAAGUCUUCCGGCUCCCCUCGGAGGAUACCGCGGUGCUUACGAUGAGUGGCUGUAGGAAGCGGUGUAAGCGUGAAAUACUGAAAUUUGCCCAGUACCUUCUCAGGCUAAUCACAGGUUCUCUUCACACAGACACUGUAGAAGAUGAAAUGGAAAUGGCCACAGUACGACAUAGACCUGAAGCUCUUGAACUGCUGGAAGCACAGAGUAAAUUCACAAAGAAGGAACUUCAGAUCUUAUAUAGAGGUUUCAAGAAUGAAUGCCCCAGUGGUGUUGUCAAUGAAGAAACUUUCAAAGAGAUUUACUCUCAGUUCUUUCCACAGGGAGAUUCCACCACUUAUGCACAUUUUCUGUUUAAUGCAUUUGACACUGAUCACAAUGGAUCUGUAAGUUUUGAGGAUUUUGUUAUGGGUCUCUCAAUCUUACUCCGAGGGACAGUACAGGAGAAACUGAACUGGGCUUUCAAUCUGUAUGACAUAAAUAAGGAUGGAUAUAUAACUAAAGAGGAAAUGCUUGAUAUCAUGAAAGCAAUAUAUGAUAUGAUGGGGAAAUGCACCUACCCUGUUCUCAAAGAGGAUGCACCUAGACAACACGUGGAAACAUUUUUCCAGAAAAUGGACAAAAACAAAGAUGGAGUAGUUACCAUAGAUGAAUUCAUCGAGAGCUGCCAGAAAGAUGAGAAUAUAAUGCGAUCCAUGCAGCUCUUUGAAAAUGUGAUUUGAUGAAGACAUUAGGUCUACAGCUAAUGGACAAAUAUGAGCUAUUCUGCAACAUGAUCUAAAAGAU